CUCUGUCUCGUCCCAGCAUUCCGACUGGCAGCCAGUUACAGCAUUGUGUUGUCUUGGCGACUAACAGACAGACAGACAGACAGACAGACAGUGAGUGAGCGAGCACUUGAGGGAUGACAGCAAUGUCAACAUCAUCCCCAAAUGUGCCUCGACUCUUCUUUUGCUCUCAUUGGACAGCACAAAAGCAUUGUGUUCCUCCGCUUCUGGAUCUACAUGCUUUUUUAAUUUUUCUUUUUACUUUUCCAAAAGAAAGCAUCGCGUGAGUCGCGUGUCAGAUAAUUUUGGUUUCAAAUACAGAACGAAACGUUGAUGAUGAGGCAUUACAUGAGACUCAACGCUUUUAUGACACAAUUCUGGACUCGCAAGCCUCAUCAUGUUUGUACGCUUUGAUAUGCAUCCAAUCUUCGCCAGCCGGGAACGUUUUCAACGCUUUGACGGAUUUUGACUCACAUCCUCCCAACACAAACACACACACGGACAAAUUCAUUUGACAUGUCAGAGAAUCCUCAAUGCAACAUGUGCGUUACGAACAAAUACAAAAAUCCAAUUUGGGUCACGUUGCAUUCAAAUCUCCUUUGAGGGUCACUUGAGUGGAAUGUUUGAAAGUUAUUUUCAAAGGUUAUGCCCAAAUUAAAGUGGAACCACUGUGGAUUUGAUUGAAAAACUCCAAAUAUGAUUGUUUACUCACAACAAAAAAUGUCUAGAUAUGCUAGCGACGUAUGGUGACAGGCCAAACAAUUAAAUGCCCUGCCACUAGAUGGCAGAUGGGACGAUGAACCUGUGUAUCCAUCCACCUGCUGCCAUUUGCCCAACAAAAUAGUAACUUUUGAUUUAUCGAAAGAGGCCGUCAGUUGUGACAAUAUCAUCUUUUUUUUUUCAGUACGUAUACAUUUUGUGAAUUCUUUGAUUUGGCUGUGUGCGGUGGGAUUUUUGUAUUUCAAGAGAUGUGCCUUGGCCCGAUAAAGGUGGACCAAGGCACUGGUAUGGAAGGCUAACUAUGUGACACUUUGAGUUGCCAUUAUGAAAAAUGUAGGUCACGUAAAAAGCAACAGCAAAAAUCCGUAAGAGGAAAAUGCAAAAAGCAAGUGUUGCACAUGUUAGACGACAUCAUCUUUCAAAGUCGUAAAGACAACACACUGAGUUUGCACCAUGAUGGGGAGGAUGAACCCCUCCGAGCCGCACACUUCCCCUCAACCCCUUCCCUGUCCCUCGCCCCCGUCGUGCGCUUCAGAGGACAAAGAGGUCCCCGAAAACACAGAGACGGCCGUAUUGACCGCUGAACGCAUUGAGCCCGUUGUCAUGGAGACAGAAGGGCAUCAAGGAGGACCGGUAACAAGUGGUUCCCCCACCAAGUCGCCAACAAUUGCAUCCCCGCCGCCACUGCUCCCGGUAAAGACCAACCGGGGUCCCCUCUCACCUCGACCUUCUUCAAGUACAUCCUCAUCAUCGUCACUUCCUUCGCACAUCCCUGUAAUCAGCCUGACCCAUACCAAGCCCCCUCUCACCAUCCCCAACCCACCGCUGACAGCCCUGCACCCCAUUCCCAAUAAAACUCCUCACUUGGAGCUGCGUCGGACUCAGCUGGCCUGUCUGCCCGGCAUUGGUUUGGGAGCCUUGCCGGGGUCCGGUGGUGGAGGUGGUCCAUCCAUGCUGCCUCAGACGUACCUGCAUUCUGCUCAUCCAUUCUACUCCAGUUCUUUCUUGGGCACCUCUGGCGGAAGCUACAGUGUCAUUUCCAACGGCCGAGUUAAGAGAAGACCUUCCUCGCACUUUGAGAUGGAGAUUAAUGAUUCCGGUCCUCCUCAAAAAAUCGCCCGCCGCGUUUUCACCAACAGCCGCGAGCGCUGGCGGCAGCAGAACGUGAACGGCGCCUUCUCAGAACUGCGGAAGCUCAUCCCUACGCAUCCGCCUGACAAGAAGCUGAGCAAGAAUGAGAUCCUGCGUCUGGCGGUCAAGUACAUCAACUUCCUGGUCACCCUGCUGGACGACCAAGCACAGGACGAGAGAAGGGACCCUGAGGAGGACGAGGAUGAGCCACGGAAGAUGUCCGGCCUGGACAACAAACUAGAGCCACUUUAUCAGUGUGACACGCCUCCUCCAUCCCAAGGCGCCUCCCCGCCUUCAACCAGUCCCGCGGUAACGAGAACCUGCCGCCGUAAUCGAGACUCCACCGAUUCGGCCAUUCGGCUGGCGGGCUCGGCCACCAGCUCCUGUAGCGACAGCGACGUGAACAGCGAGGACAGCUUUGGGACAAAAACCUCUGUGGUGACACGUGGCACUCUGGCCAAGGUCAAAGGUCAAAUAAGAAUGGUGGCAGCUACAAAUGAAGAGCGGUGAGAACAAAAGGAAGCGAGCCACCGCUUGUUCUGCUACCGCGCUCCCAUAUUAGAAAUGAAAGUCAUGUUGUGUAUCUUUUAGUAAAGUGCAAACUUUUUACGGUUUGCACAAUUCAUUUUUGUUGCAAUGCGUUACAUUUGAUCCGAAGAAAGAAAGAUUGUUUUGAAACACACUAAGGGCAGUUUAGAGCUCGUGUUGCUGGCUCGGUUCACACAAUAAUGUUCUAUUUUUUUUUCAGAUUAUGUGCUGAUGAUAACAGAUUAAUAACAUGAGUUAUAAAUAGCAGGUUAAAAAAAGUGCCGUGACAACCUAAAGCCGGAUGUUGCCAUUUGCUGACAUUAUAUUGUGACAAUGGCAGUCAUGGGAAAAAUACCUUCAUCAUAAUCCCGUCAUGUUUUUCAGGGGUACUUUUUUGUGUGCGCGUGUGUGUGGGUCAUUGUGUUGUUUGACAACCAGCAAGGAUUUAUGUAACCACAGCAACUGUAAAUGUGUGGUAAUGUGUCAAGAUGUAGGAUGUGGUUCAAGAUGGGAUUUAAUGUCUUGGGCAGGGCUGUUCAUUAGCUUCCUUGUGGGGGUGGCUUGAUACAUAUCGGAUAUGUUUAGGCGUUAAUGUGGCAACUGCAUGGAAGCUGCGAGGGGUGGACAGAAAACGGUCCCAAGCUCUUUCUGGGAAGCCUUAUGCACCCAUGUUCUGGACCACAGAACAGGAAGUUUGCACAACCCCGAAACCACAUUGACUGGGGUGGGUUCACCAAACUAAAGGAGACCAAAAAAAAAAAAAAAUUCAUGUAGAGGAAAAAAAAUUACCCAUCAAAACAGGAGUGGGAUACUAAA
Messenger RNA from Syngnathus typhle (broad-nosed pipefish), 3171 nucleotides. It is a transcript of the gene lyl1, whose product is annotated as LYL1 basic helix-loop-helix family member. The record is from RefSeq and is a predicted model, not a curated record. Lineage: Eukaryota; Metazoa; Chordata; Actinopteri; Syngnathiformes; Syngnathidae. Gene Ontology annotation, molecular function: RNA polymerase II cis-regulatory region sequence-specific DNA binding; DNA-binding transcription factor activity, RNA polymerase II-specific; protein dimerization activity. Gene Ontology annotation, biological process: regulation of transcription by RNA polymerase II. The transcript has 4 exons. Bases 1150 to 2337 code for a protein of 395 amino acids.